AUCGGAAGCGAUUCUCAGCACCUGAUUGUCUUCCCCGCAGUCGCCGGCUCUCUGACCAACAAGAAAGACGAAUAUCUCUUCGACUCAAUUCCCGGCAAAGGCUUUGAUUGCGGCGAUAGUUUCGAUGAGGACUUCGAUGUGGACGCUGUGAUCAACGAACAGGAAGAAGAGUCGGCUCUUAUGCAGAAUUGUUACGCAUCUCUUGUCGAGACACUGAGUCAACAAAAUCCGCAAUUGAUUUCGCAAACGAAGACAUUUGUUCACGAAUUGCGUCGAAUCACUGUUUUGUGGGACGAGGUUUGGAUCGGAACUCUUAUCAACCAUUUGGGAGAACUCAAGAAACAGAUCACUUCUUUCGAGACAGAAAUUGACAAAAUUAAAGGCAAUCAUCUGUUGACUGAUGAGGAGAAGGACCUCAUUAUCAGAGAGAAACACAACAUAGUGUUCCGACGAGUGAUCUAUUUCUUGGAAUUGACUCAAUUGAUUACCAGCGAAGCCCCAGAAACGCCUCACGAGUCGUGGUUUCAGAGAUGUUUCAGUAAAUCAAUUGCCGACACUAUUAAAGUUCUUCAGUCGCCACCAGAUCCGUCGCAACCGCAACAGAAUUUAGUCGCUUAUCAACAGUUACUGCAAACAAUCCAAAAGAAAGCUAUUAUGGCAUCCAAUGGACGCUCACAACUGGUUAUGGAUAAUAUCAGUCCCGUUUUGGCCGCACUUGAAAACACCGUAAUUCCCAUGCCGGGCCUUAAUGUCCACUCGCGGACCAUCGGUUCUAACAUAACGAUACAACGCGUUUGCAGAACAGUUACCACUUUACACACGAAGACUAAACCUAAGAAAAUUGUAUUCUUUGGGUCCGACGGAAGGGCUCACACUUAUCUCUUCAAAGGACACGAAGACUUGCAUUUAGACGAACGGAUUAUGCAAUUCUUGGCGAUUGUCAACAAAAUGAUUGUUAAAUACCAUAACAACAAACAGGAAAGAGUUCACUAUAGGGCCCGACACUACUCUGUCACUCCGUUGGGCAAUAAGUCUGGACUGAUUCAAUGGGUCGAUGGCGGACAAGCCCUCUACGGCCUCUACAAGAAGUGGAUUUUGAAUCGAGAUAACUCUCCGCCCAAAACUGGUCAAAACCAAAAUACGACUAUUACUGGACUCAAUGACAACGCUUACAAACCGUCAGAUAUUUUCAACAAAAAGUUGGCCGCGAAAGGAGUGAUUGGAACGAAUCGAAGCGAAUGGCCGUCAAAAGUGUUGGUUCAGGUGUUGGAAGAGUUGGUCAAUGAAACGCCUGUCGAUCUCAUCUCGAAAGAGUUGUGGUGCGCGUCAGUCAACCCAUACGACUACUGGCGCUUAAAUCAGACCUUUACCUAUUCUAAUGCCGUUAUGUCUAUGAUUGGGUAUAUCAUCGGUUUGGGUGACAGACAUCUCGACAAUAUUCUGCUUGACUUAAGCACCGGUGAAGUCAUUCAUAUUGAUUACAACAUAUGCUUUGAAAAGGGAAAGACUCUUCGCGUGCCGGAGAAGGUGUCGUGUCGUUUGACCCAAAAUAUGGUCAACGCUUUCGGAAUCACUGGAAUUGAGGGAACGUUCCGAAUGUCUUCGGAACACAUUCUUCGAGUGCUUCGUAAGGGAAAGGAAACUCUUCUCACACUAUUGGAGGCCUUUGUUUACGACCCGCUCAUCGACUGGACACCAGAUCACGAGGAAGGCUAUACGGGUGCCAUCUAUGGCGGCGCUCGCAUCUCGGAGUUGGCCAAAGAGGGGAAACUCAUUUCCAAACACCAAAUGGAAAAAGAGAAUUCAGAGGCUAUUCAUAAACUCAACGCUCGGAUCAAACAAAUUGAAAGACAGAAUAAUUGGCCCAAAAUUUCUGCCGAUAUGUCUGCGAAUAGAGCUGAGGGCCAAAUGAACGCAUUGGAAGACAUCACUCGCAACGACUCGGCUCUCGUAAGCGCUGCCAAAUUUGUCAACCAUUUGAAUGGAUCGGAGAACGAGAAAUCAAAGCAUUCUUCGAGCGCUAAGAACUCAUCGUCUGUUAAACGCAAUACUUAUGCGACAAAUGUGUGGAAAAAAGUCAAAAUGAAGUUGGACGGCAGAGAUCCGGAUCAGAACAAGAAGUUUAGUGUCAUAGAGCAGGUCAACAAUGUCUUGAAGGAAGCCAUGGACGUUGAGAACUUGGCGCUCAUGUACGAAGGCUGGACCAGUUGGGUGUGAAAUGACACUAAAUGAGAACAACAUUGGGUUCAAAGCUGCUAAUCUACAAAAUCAGUAAUAAUCUGGUUUUCAACACAAAAAACGAUUAAACGACCAAAACAUAAACAACUGGUGCCCGACCUCUGGGUUUCCAUCCAAACGACUCGCCAACAGAAUCGGAAAAACACUGUUUAUUUGGUCUAAAUAUCGAUUCCAAUAAUAAUAAUAUUACAAUUCAAAUAAAUAUAUAAAAUCCAUAAAACAAAUGGUUAGACAAACACAGAGUGAGAGAGUGAAUCAAUAAUGACUACUCGAUUGGAUCGCUCUCUCCUUUAUUAUCAGAUUUAAAUUGUUAUUUCAUUUUUCACUUAACGCUUGUGUUCUUCGAGACGU
Messenger RNA from Medioppia subpectinata, 2589 nucleotides. The record is from the annotation of a GenBank genome assembly. NCBI's taxonomy places the organism in Eukaryota, Metazoa, Arthropoda, Arachnida, Sarcoptiformes, Oppiidae.